AUGGGCGAUCACCUUGGCUCGCGCUUCACCGUCAUUGAACAGAUCGGCAGCGGCAAUUAUGGCUCUCUCUACCGCGCCAUCGAUGGUGAAGCGGCGACGCUGGCCGACCGAAUUAUCGCCACAAAGAAGUUGAAGGACACGAUGAACCACCCACACGUGCUGCGUGAGGUGAGCGUGCAGCGCCAUGCUCAGCAGUGCUCGCCGCACAUUGUCAAACUGCUUCACGUGGUGCCACGUGAUCAUGUGCGGGCAGCGCUGGUGCUCGAGUACGUGCCGCUGGACUUGCGAACCUUUCUGAACGCCUUCUACUGUGACCGAGCGAAAUCAUCGGCACCGCCGUGGUGUGCAGCUGCUGGGGCCGGUGCACUCAAACCGGUGUCGACGCCGCCGAGACACAUACCCUUGAUCUAUGUGCGGCGAAUGCUGCGAGGCCUCGUCGAGGCGCUGCACUGCCUGCACUCCCGCGGCAUCGUCCACCGUGACGUGAAACCAGAGAACAUUCUCGUGGAGCCGCUCGGACUGGGGCGCCCACUUCGGUGUGUUUGCCCGCCUAUGGGCUCUUCUGGGACCGCAGGUGAGGCUGCGGGCUGUUGGGUGCACGCCCCUCACAGCCCUCACCCACAAGAGGAGGAGGGUGUAACUCAAGCGAGACACCGACCUGGUACACUGGAGUCGUGCCAAUUUUUCUGUCAAAACUCAGUGGCGCUGCAUCAUGAACUGACCGGCGACGAGCUGGCGUCCGCCAUUCAUCGGAUACACUGCGAGACGUGUCGGCGCUGCCCACACGCGCCUGCCGGGGUACAGGAAUACGUGCUUCAGCGCCAUGAAGACAGCAGUAGAGUGGCAGCAGGCACCUUCUGCUCGCAGGAGCGGCAAGCGGGCGCCGUGGACAAGGAAGGUUCAGCGAAGAUGGACGAAGACGAGGAGGACAAGUGCGCCGCGUCUACGCCACCGCUCGUCCCGGAUGUCAAACUAUGCGACUUCGGCUCUGCGCGGCACAUUGGCACGUUGCGUCUGCGCAGUGCAGAGGAGCAGCGAGAGGAGCUCACCCCGGGGCCCACAACACCGGUGUACUGCGCUCCCGAAAUGAUGUUACUGCAGCACUAUGGAACGUCGGUGGACAUGUGGGCUGUUGGCGCCAUCCUCUAUGAAAUGCUCACAGGCGAGUUUUUUCUCAGCGUGGGUACGCUGCGCUCCUUCUCCGGCAAUGUCAUUGUUCAGGACGACUACUGCGUGAUGCACCGACUGAAUCGCAUGUUCCUCCACCUCGGCACGCCAUCCCUGGACGAGUGGCGGUCUAUCGCUCACCCCCUCUACUACCCCGACGAGGUGCUGGCCCACCUACCGCAGGUGCGUGAUGCAGCACUCUUCCGCUGCGUAGCCCAGUCCAUCAGCCCUCCCGAGCGUCUUCUGCAGGACAGCGGCGACGGCAAGGCGAACGGUGACACCGAAACGACUGAUGAGCAGAAGGACCUCAACGUGCAGCCACCUGUCGGGCCGUGUUCAUGUACACCACAAGCGUCAGUUAAUGGUGCGACAGACUCGAAUGUCGCAACAGCGUCGGAGCCGUGCUACGGGAUGCCCGGGGUGCCGGCCCCGUCGAGUCUCUCGGACUUCCUCUAUCAGCGCACAGGAGCAAGCGGCGUGGAUUUUUUGCUCUCGUUGCUGCGGUACGACCCGGCACAGCGCAUGACGUCCGCGGAGGCGCUACGCCACCCCUUCUUGAAUCCUGAAGGGGCGAAGGGGUACACUUAG
This is a messenger RNA of Leishmania braziliensis MHOM/BR/75/M2904, 1755 nucleotides long. RefSeq names its product putative protein kinase. Gene Ontology annotation, biological process: protein phosphorylation; intracellular signal transduction. NCBI's taxonomy places the organism in Eukaryota, Euglenozoa, Kinetoplastea, Trypanosomatida, Trypanosomatidae. The transcript has a single exon. The record is from RefSeq and is a predicted model, not a curated record. Bases 1 to 1755 code for a protein of 584 amino acids. Gene Ontology annotation, molecular function: ATP binding; protein serine/threonine kinase activity. Gene Ontology annotation, cellular component: cytoplasm; nucleus.